AUGCCAGAGGCAGCAUCGUCCUUUACCUCUCUGCUGGCAUCCUCACUCAACAACGCUAUCCCCAAUACUCUUAUCCGCCGUAGUGGUGGCUCAGGUGGCUGCCCAGCAAUCUGGACUACUAUCUCUUCUGACCUCACCGCGUCUUUCUUGGGCUCCGAUGGCCAGUGUACUGACCUUGCGAGAGCCGCUAUUCGCUUCGCGUUCCACGAUGCUGGGCCAUACUCGUCAAAGACAACAUGGUAUGCACCUGCUGCAGGCGGUGCAGAUGGUUCUCUUCUCUUGAAUUCAGACGAGAUCAAUCGCCCAGAGAACGGAGGCUUGGCUGACUACCGAACAUGGUUGAUGGGAAAGUACACUCAGUACAACAGCAAGGCGACUGUCGGUGCCGCCGACUUGAUUCAAUUUGCUGGUUCCCAUGCCGUCAUCACAUGUCCUGGUGGGCCAAAGAUCAAAACUGUCGUUGGCAGAAAUGACAGCUCUACGAUAGCCCCUGACGGCUUCCUCCCUGCUGGAUUCGGUCCUAACUCCUCUCACGAUGUCCUGUACCAGCUCUUCCUUGACAAGGGCUUCAGUGCCAGAGAUCUGGCAGCACUUAUUGGCGCACACUCCACCAGCAAAGCAUUCACCCAACAGGCCAACGGCAUCCCCAGUGGUGGUCAACAAGAUAGCACUCCCGGAAAGUGGGACAUUUCUUACUACGCUCAAGUCAAUAAUCCUCCUGCAGGCGUCUACCGCUUCCAAUCCGACAUCAACCUCUCAAACGCAUCGACAACAGUCGGCAAACAAUUCCAGGGCUUCGUUGGCAACCAGGGCAAGUGGACGAGCUCGUUCGCCGAUGCUAUGGCUCGUCUGAGUGUGUUGGGUAUUCCUGCUUCGACGCAGUCCAACUUCAUUGACUGCACGAACGCCCUGCCGCAGGGUACGUCCUCGAAGAGAGACAUUCGUGCUGCACCUAUCAACGAUCGUGCACGAUAG
Aureobasidium melanogenum CBS 110374 is the source of this 975-nucleotide messenger RNA. RefSeq names its product heme peroxidase. The coding region runs from base 1 to 975 and encodes 324 amino acids. Gene Ontology annotation, biological process: response to reactive oxygen species; cellular response to oxidative stress; hydrogen peroxide catabolic process. Gene Ontology annotation, molecular function: peroxidase activity; heme binding. The record is from RefSeq and is a predicted model, not a curated record. The transcript is spliced from 2 exons. Lineage: Eukaryota; Fungi; Ascomycota; Dothideomycetes; Dothideales; Saccotheciaceae.